AUGGAGGAAGAUAGCUGGGUAGAAGAUGCAAAACUGCCAAAUCCAAUAGCAAAACCGUCCGUUCUUGUGAUAAACAAUCGAAUUAUCUGCGUUGGAGGAAUCAUAAAUUCGCACGAUCCAUCGGAUAGAGUCGAAGUCUUCGAUGGAGAAAAAUGGACGACUCAAAGUUUGCUGCCAGAAGGUCUUAUGGGAAUCGCAGCUGUGAAUAUUUCUGAAAAUGAGGGGAUCAUUAUGGGUGGGAUGGCUUCAGGUAAAACUAAAAGAAUCUCGAUGAAUAGUUCAAGAUAUGACUUGCACGUGACUUUGUACGGACAAAAUGUCUUCGCCGUCGGAGGCAGGUGCGGAAAACAACCAGUAGCGGCAGUCGAGUCUUUCGAUAUUGAAUUGAAUCAAUGGACUUCUUGGAUGAAUCUGCCAAGUCCAACUGCUCUUUCAAGCUUUGGUUGUUCGAGAGGAAUGAUGGUCAUUGCUGGUGGUCUUAAAGUUUCUCAAGCGAAUCACGAUGGCUUUUGCAAGAAAGUUUCAUUCCUUGACAUCACGAAAAAGGCCUCAAUCUCUGACUGGACCGGGCAACGACGAUGGAGCCUUCUUCAACCAAGAGGUUCUUGCCAAACUUGCUCCAUCGAUGGCUGGUUUAUCAAUCUUGGCGGAAUCAACAACGAAGGAAAGCCAGCGGAUCAAGUCGAGACAAUCAACCUCCGAGAGCCUGCAAAUCGUUUUCAGCCCCUCCCAAACCUUCCCUAUCCGAUCGCCUGUGCAACUACCCUUUUGACCAAAGACGCUUUCUACUUUCUCGGCGGUAUCAGUUCCUUUGGACCGACAACAUCUUGUUUGAAAGUCUAUUUCGAGCGUGAUCCAAACUGCAUCCUUUUCGAUGAUCUUGCAAAUAAAACACCAACAGGCGUCGAUGCCUGA
This is a messenger RNA of Oikopleura dioica, 915 nucleotides long. The record is from the annotation of a GenBank genome assembly. Lineage: Eukaryota; Metazoa; Chordata; Appendicularia; Copelata; Oikopleuridae.